GCAUAUGAAACGUAUGCUGCUUCAAUGCCAACACCUCCUGAGAAGGACUCCAUCUAUGGCAGUAGCAAAAACACCAGUGAGUACAAGGUCCACUUGAUCUUCCUCUACCAAGCAAAUCCAGAGACUGGCAUUCCCUAUGGUCACUUUAACUUCCUUGUGCCGGCUGAGAAAGAAGUAGCACAAGCAGAAGCAGUGAAACCU
This is a messenger RNA of Cladocopium goreaui, 201 nucleotides long. The record is from the annotation of a GenBank genome assembly. NCBI's taxonomy places the organism in Eukaryota, Dinophyceae, Suessiales, Symbiodiniaceae.